GAGCACAAUCUAGAGCUGGGUAACUGAGUCACAGCGAACAAGAUCAGCAGACUGCUGCUUCCUAGCUGUUUUAGGAGAGCGAGGAGAGAGGGAGCGCUGGGGGUGUGGCACUGUAAACUACAGGACGAGGAAGCGGAAAAUCCUCAAACAUGGUCAGGAGGGGGUUCAUGCGGAGCAGAGUUUGGCCAGUUUCAAGCAGCGCUGUCUCACUUUGUCUCAGAGGAUAUAUCAGGGGUCUCAGACUCGCUCCUGGAGGAGAUCAAGGACAACUGAAAUCAGAGGAUCUUUGAGUCAGCUUUAAAGUUCAGGCAGUAUUAAAAGGACAAACACACUCCUGGAGGGUUCAGCCGAGGGGAUUCGUGGACGUCGAGAAUGGUUUGCUGAUCCAGUUGCUGUUGCUAGAGGCUUGCGGUCACUUCCACUCGAAGACUGUCCUGCAUCGACUUAAAACUUACUCAGUUUAUGAAUCAGAGUCCCUCACACACAUAGUCAAGCCUAUAUAUAAACCUGUCAUACACGCGUACCAUACAGCAUCAUGGCCAAUAUUCAUCCAUACGGCUGCUUCACGCAUGCUGUGGUCAGAGGUAUCCCAGAAUCCUUUGGGGAGUUGGCAGAGGGCGGAGAAGGGUUCCAGACGGACCUGGCCAAGGCCCAGCGUCAGACGGGGAUGCUGACAGGCGCUCUGAGGCAAAAGGUGGGGCUGCAGCUGAUAGAGAUCCCAGCAGUCUCCGAGCUGCCGGAGAGCUGGAGGAUCGAAGACGUCGCCGUGAUCCAAGGCGACACGGCACUCAUCACACGACCCCUCAAACAGCAGAGACGCGCUGAGGCGGAGGCUGUGCGGCGCGUCCUGAGCGAGCUGAAGCUGACGGUGGUGGAGAUGGGUGAUGAGGAGGGCGGGUCUGGUGGAGCCACUCUAGAAGGAAGUGAUGUCCUCUUCACUGGAAAAGAGUUCUUUGUGGGCAUUUCGAAACACACCAAUCACCGUGGGGCAGAAGUUUUGGCAGACACCUUCAAGGACUUUGCGGUGUCCACUGUGCCAGUGUGUGGAGGCUCUCGUCUGAAGAACAUCUGCUCCAUGGGCGGCCCCGACUCUAUUAUCAUUAGCAGCAGCGAUGGGGCCAAGAAAACACUCCGAGUGAUGGAGCAGCUGACUGACCAUCACUAUGAGAUCUUGUCUGUACCUGAGGAUGCCGCUGCUAACUGCAUUUACAUCAGAGGUCCUGCUAAAGUGGACUUCCUCCUGCACCCCACAGCGGAGGAGUGUCCCAACAGUAUUCCUGCUUUCCAGCGUUUGACAGACUACACCCUCCUGCCCACCUCCUGCAGCGAAGCCUCCAAACUCGGGGCGGCACUGUCCUCCCUUUGCCUACUUAUCAACAAGAAACCCAACUAUUAAGACACUGUAGUACAAUCAUUGCAUAAUCAUAUUUACAUUGUUUUCUUAUGCAUUCACUUCAGUCUGAGGUUUGAGGGGGAGAAAUGGCCCAGUUAGAACUGGUUUGAUAUUGUCUGCAACUAUCCACUUGUUUCUCUUAUGCUUUCCUUCCCUAGCUCAGCUGCAGUUUGUUUGGAGUUUUAGAAUGGAAACACAUUAUGAGAGUAUUAUAAUAAAUGGCCUUGAAAUAAACGACCUUCACUCACAGUGACACUGAGGGGUUAAAGUGAUAAAAAUAAAUUCUUUUGCUCUUUA
Messenger RNA from Cyprinus carpio (common carp), 1690 nucleotides. Its product is annotated as putative hydrolase DDAH2. Gene Ontology annotation, biological process: arginine metabolic process; positive regulation of nitric oxide biosynthetic process. Gene Ontology annotation, molecular function: dimethylargininase activity; amino acid binding. The record is from RefSeq and is a predicted model, not a curated record. NCBI's taxonomy places the organism in Eukaryota, Metazoa, Chordata, Actinopteri, Cypriniformes, Cyprinidae.